Caenorhabditis remanei is the source of this 576-nucleotide messenger RNA. RefSeq lists its product as uncharacterized. The record is from RefSeq and is a predicted model, not a curated record. The coding region runs from base 1 to 576 and encodes 191 amino acids. The transcript has a single exon. NCBI's taxonomy places the organism in Eukaryota, Metazoa, Nematoda, Chromadorea, Rhabditida, Rhabditidae.
AUGACGGAUCAGUUCCUGUUCCAAGAUCCGGCUGUGCUCGGCCAAGAUCUGUUGGGACCUGGUACUUCGUCAGCUGCAAAUGAAGAGCUGAACAAGAUCUACCGGAGAAGGAUCAACAACAUCACCUUCCGGCUCUUGGAGGAAAAUAUCGUGAAGGCCAAGGACUACAUCACAACCACGGCCAGGGUCCACAAGGACAAGGUCGCCAACACUCUGGAUGAGAUCUGGAACAGUACUGGGAAGAAAGCAGUCUCGGCAAUCAAAAAGGCUAUCUUCAGUGUGUGGAUGUUCCUGUUGGCUAUCGUCGCUCCACUACUGCUUGUGAUCGUCAUGGCAGUAAUCCUCUGGGCGUAUUGUAAAUACCGUCUGUCUCGGAAAGCCGCGAACGAACUCUUCGCCAUCGCCACCAAAAAGCUAAGAGGAGUCUAUCAUGUAGACUACGAGAUGCAAGACCGGCGACACGUCCACAGAGACAUUGAGGAAGAUUAUCCGAUUCCUAGAGUCAACGCUAUCAAGAAAGCCAUCUUCAACGUAUGGAUGUUUCUGCUAUAUAUAUAUAUAUAUAUUUUGUUGUAA